CCUCUAGCCAUGGCAGCCCCCGAUCAGACCACCUCAGCCUUGUUCGUUGCGUUUGAUCGAAACAAAGACGGCCGGCUCUCCUACGAGGACCUUCGUCAGGGAUUCAAUAAGUCCGGCUACAGGAUCAGUGGGGAGGAGCUGAAAGCACUGGUUGAUAGGUUUGAUACUGAUGGAGAUGGGGCCCUGGACUUCCCCGAGAUGUUGACGGUGAUGGCAUGUUUACACAAGUCAAACAAGGCAAGGGAUGAUCUUUACAAGAUAUUUAACGCUAUGGACGCCAAUGGAAACAGGCAGAUCAGUAAAAAGGAAUUGCAGACAUCGUUGGCGUUGUAUUGCGAUCAGAAAGUUUCAGACGAAGAAAUGGACGAAAUAAUGUCCCAGGUCGACUUUGAUAAUGACGGGUAUAUGUGCUUCAAAGAGUUCUCAAAAUGUAUUCAUCUCUUCAAAAAAUAAAGAAAACAAGAAUUAAUGAAUCAUCUUUUGAGUCAGACCCUAUCAGAAAUAUAAAAAGUAAUACAUUGUGUGUGAACGAUAUCGCUGUUUUACCUUGCUAACCACUACAACCAAUAACAACCUACAACUUAAACCAGAUGCACCAAAAUAGGGUGUUCAAUGUCUAACUCCACAUUAGUCACAGUUUACAUGAUAUGGAUGGAAAUUAAAAUAUGUAUGAUAUCAGAACUGUGUGUAAUAAUAAUAUUCAUCAUCCAGAAGUUAGACAUUGUUCUUCUAAUUCAUUACAAAAUCAUUUGUCGGCUAUUAGUUAAACUAGCCGAGAUUGUUGUAACUAAAUUUCCAGGCUGACGUCUAUUAAUAACUAGAGAG
This is a messenger RNA of Bolinopsis microptera, 825 nucleotides long. RefSeq names its product calmodulin-4-like. The record is from RefSeq and is a predicted model, not a curated record. Bases 10 to 453 code for a protein of 147 amino acids. Gene Ontology annotation, molecular function: calcium ion binding. Lineage: Eukaryota; Metazoa; Ctenophora; Tentaculata; Lobata; Bolinopsidae. The transcript is spliced from 2 exons.